Messenger RNA from Pygocentrus nattereri (red-bellied piranha), 1171 nucleotides. Its product is annotated as histone H4-like. NCBI's taxonomy places the organism in Eukaryota, Metazoa, Chordata, Actinopteri, Characiformes, Serrasalmidae. Gene Ontology annotation, molecular function: DNA binding; structural constituent of chromatin; protein heterodimerization activity. The coding region runs from base 515 to 1171 and encodes 218 amino acids. The record is from RefSeq and is a predicted model, not a curated record. Gene Ontology annotation, cellular component: nucleosome. The transcript has 3 exons. Gene Ontology annotation, biological process: nucleosome assembly.
CAAGCACGAUGAAUAAACGUACAUGAGCAUCUGUUAAAACUAGGCGAGUCUGCUGGAUUUUUAGUCAGUGCUGCAUGUUUCUAAUGUAAAUAAUACUGUAGAAAUGUUGAUAAAUGUGGAUUUUGUAUCUGAAACUGUGUUUAUUAAGGAAUAUUAUUUCAAUACAAAGUGUGUUAUAAAAAGGUGAAAUAGCAGGCGUGUAAUAAUGAAUGAACCCAAAAUCUGAGUCAAGGUACACAGGCCGUGAAACAAAGAAAGAAUGAGUACAGGCGCCCGCCAAAGCGCUGAGGUUUGGUCUUGUGAUUUGAAAAUAUUGGCGCGGCUUAAGACGCCCAAUAAGGUUUAGCCAACGUGUAAGGAGGCGGGCACACUCGAGAAGCCAAGCAUCGUUUAGCCAAUGGGAGGCGGACAUAUUCAAGUCGCCCAAUGAGCGGCGAGCAGCUCGAACGCAUAAAAGCCGCGGCAUGUUCGUAACCUUAUUCUUCGUUUUUGGUGAAGAGUAGAAGUUGCUAUCAUGGCAAGAACCAAGCAGACGGCCCGUAAGUCCACAGGUGGCAAAGCCCCGAGGAAGCAGCUGGCUACCAAGGCUGCUCGUAAGAGCGCUCCGGCUACCGGCGGUGUGAAGAAGCCUCACCGUUACAGGCCCGGCACCGUGGCCCUGCGGGAGAUCCGUCGCUACCAGAAGUCCACAGAGCUGUUGAUCCGCAAGCUGCCCUUCCAGCGCCUGGUGCGUGAGAUCGCUCAGGAUUUCAAGACCGAUCUUCGUUUCCAGAGCUCUGCCGUCAUGGCCCUGCAGGAGGCUAGCGAGGCGUACUUGGUGGGUCUGUUCGAGGACACGAAUCUGUGCGCCAUCCAUGCCAAGAGAGGCAGAGGAAAGGGCGGUAAAGGUCUCGGUAAAGGAGGCGCUAAGCGUCACCGCAAAGUGCUCCGCGAUAACAUCCAGGGCAUCACCAAGCCGGCUAUCCGCCGUCUGGCUCGUCGUGGCGGUGUGAAGCGUAUCUCUGGUCUGAUCUACGAAGAGACUCGCGGCGUGCUCAAGGUAUUUCUGGAGAACGUGAUCAGGGACGCUGUCACCUACACCGAGCACGCCAAGAGGAAGACCGUCACCGCCAUGGACGUGGUUUAUGCCCUGAAGCGUCAGGGACGAACCCUGUACGGUUUCGGAGGUUAA